Clupea harengus (Atlantic herring) is the source of this 2960-nucleotide messenger RNA. RefSeq names its product DIX domain containing 1a (gene dixdc1a). Gene Ontology annotation, cellular component: cytosol. NCBI's taxonomy places the organism in Eukaryota, Metazoa, Chordata, Actinopteri, Clupeiformes, Clupeidae. The transcript has 15 exons. Gene Ontology annotation, biological process: canonical Wnt signaling pathway. The record is from RefSeq and is a predicted model, not a curated record. The coding region runs from base 721 to 2094 and encodes 457 amino acids.
AGGGAGAGGGAGACAGAAACAGAGAGGGGGGGGCUCGGCUAGAGAAUCUGUCCAGUAGUCGUUGUGAGGGAGAAGGCAAGGCUCUAGCUGAAUGAGAGAAUUACACAACAGACUGCGUGAGGGGGAGAGAGAGCGACUGGGAGAGCGAGAGCGAGAGAGAGAGAGGGAGAGAGACCGAGAGACCAAGAGAGAGAGAGGGAGAGAGAGAGGGAGCAUGCUUGACUCGCCAGGCUGAGGACAGAUGCCUUGGAAACAGCGCACGGAGGAGGGCCGAGCCUGAGCGAGCAGCCGCUCCCAGCUGAGACACACACACACACACACACACGCGCGCGCGCGUCUGUUGUGGGGAGGGUGUGUUUUUCAGCGCUGGAGCCGUGAGGAACGUGGAGGGGAUCCACCGUGUGGAAGGAGCAGCCUACGGAGCAUGGGAGAACCCUGAGCUCCUCUCCUCUCCUCCUCCCGCCACCCCGCCCCUCCGGACGGAGCACACUGCUACGUGGAGCCUCGUCUAUCUCUCGCCUUUUCCUUUUUUUCCCUCCUGCUCCACUCCGCUCCGCUCCGCUCCGCUCCCCACUGAUGCUCCCACCCUGUUGACUGGUGAGGGGCGGGGGGGGGGGGCACGUGGGGCUUCCGGCGGUGAUGAUCCUGAGCCUCAGACGGAACCAACCCAGAGGGCAACAGGGCAGGACCAGCAUGGGAGGUUAGGAGGGCAGCACAGCCAUGGGAGCCAAACAAAUGAAGUGCUUGAGCGCGUCCAGCCCGACACACGCUCCUAAAGAGGAGUACAUCAUCGCCCGUUCCGAGGAGCAGGAGGCCGCCACCGUCCAGCCGUCUGCAGAGUCGGACAUCACAAAAGAGAAUCUAGAGGCGUGCCGUACACCAGGCCCCCUCCCUGCCGCUGAGCAUGCUGGGACGGUGGAGGACUGCUCGUGGGAGGACCAGCUGUUUGCCCAGCAGGAGCAGCUGGAGAAGGAGAUGCAGGAAACCAGGAGGAUGGUCACUCGCCUGCAGGCUCUGCUGCUGCACGGCUCCCUGCCUGAGGACGAGCAAGGCGUCGCCCUGGGCUUCGGAGAGACCUGCACCAACGCCGAGCAGCAGAUGAUAUUAAUCCGCAGUCGGCUCGACCAGAGCAUGGAGGAGACUCUGGACCUGAAGAGGGAACUCAUGCGAUGCAAACAGGAGGCUCGCAACCUUCAGGCGGUCAAGGAUGCUCUACAGCAGCGCAUGUCUGCUCAGGAGGACUCCGUCCUGCAGCUGAAACAGGAGCUGCUGCGCUCCAGCAUGGCCAGAGAUGAGCUGGCCGGACAGAACGUGGAGCUACAGAGGAAGCUGGGUGACCGUAGCAGGAUCCUGACUGAAUAUAAAAAGGAGCUCGGGCAGAAAGACAAACUGCUGCAGCUGCAACAACACAAGCUGGACGAGUCUCUGAGGAAAGCCAACGCCAGCAACAGGCUGUCGGGAUGUGAGAAUAAUGGCUACAGUCACAUGAUGGAAGGUCCGCCUCCUCCCUACCCACAUAGAACAGUGAGUCCUCAAACAGGAACACAGGUCAACACAACAAAGGCUGAUGAGCUGCAGUUGGUGCGUGAUGCGCUGCGUAGCCUCAGGAACAGCUUUGGGGGUCAUGACCCGCAGCACCACACGCUGGACACCCUGGAGCAGGGCAUCUCCAGCCUCAUGGAGAGACUUCACACACACGACACAGGACAGGACAGGAAGGGCCUCACCAAGUCCCCGGGGAGAAGAGCCAACCACACAGACCGGGAAUCAUGGCCGCCCAGCUCCAAAGUGGCCCACUCCCACAGUAGCCCAGUGCUGAGUGUGUCUGUGUCCACCAAAGUGCUCUACUUCACUGACCGCUCCCUAACGCCCUUCCUCAUUAACAUCCCUAAGAGGUUGGGGGACGUGACUCUGCGAGACUUCAAGGCUGCUGUGGACAGACACGGCAACUUCAGGUACCACUUCAAAGCUUUAGACCCAGAAUUUGGCACCGUCAAAGAGGAGGUGUUCCAGGACGACGCCGUCAUCCCAGGGUGGGAGGGGAAGAUUGUAGCUUGGAUUGAGGAGGACCACACUGAUAGCAGACUGAACUGAAGGACGGACCGGAGCCAGGAGUGCGUGUGUGUGUGUGUGUGUGUGUGUGUGUGUGAGUGUGUGUAACAUUCCCCUCGUCAUUAGAGGAUUCCCAUGGACUCACGGGACACAUUCACUCAAAAUGCACAUUUGGACCGAAGCGACGGAAGAACAGUGAUGUGUGGAAUAUUUGAAAUGUACAUUGUUGAUGUGUGUAAAUACCUCUUUGUGAAUCCACACUGUGCACUUCCCUCAGUACCUGAACAUGUCAGUCCCUUACCAAGGAGUGUGUGUGUGUGUGUGUGAGAGAGAGAGACAGAGAGACAGAGAGAGAGAGAGAGAGAGAGAGAGAGAAAAAAAAGUUGUUGUUUGUGUUGACCUGUAAAUACUCAAACUCUUUGCCUGUGUUGACAUAAUUGUCUGCUUUAACAUUGUGAAUGUCGCAGUUUGAUAAAUUAUUGUCAUUCUGUCAACCACUCAGCACCUCAUUCCCAUCCAUCCACCUCACAUGUCUGAAGCAUAGGCGUGUCCAAACACAGCCAAACCGCCCUCUUUGCCUCUGUGGAGAUUGAGUCUUUGACUCUGUGUGGAGAUGGAGUCUUUGUAUGUGUGGAGAUGGACUGAUGGAGUCUUUGACUGUGUGGAGAUGGACUUACCUGCCUGAAAACAGCUGGAGCACCAGAGUAGCCAAAGGGUCAUGGAGGCGAACACACGGAAGGCUGCUGACAGGUGAUGAGUGAAGAGGUGCUCUGUCACAAAUGUACACUAUUUAUUGGAACUCUGUCAUUUCUAGGAUUUCAGAAAUGUCUGGUUUAUAAUAGGGGAAGAUGGAACCAAUGUUUUAACAUUUGUUACUGUCUGAGAAUAAAAAAAAUAUGGAUAUAAAA